GGUUAGCUUAAUCGGGCUUUGAACAACCCGGCCCAGGAUUUUACAUGAGUGAUUUGCAUCAACUUAACUAGGGGGGUUUGGAGGUAUGCUCACCCCCCAAAAAUUUGAAAUUUAGUGCUCUCAGAAUGCAAUUUUCCUGCAUUCUGAGAAAUUUGGACACAUUUGGGUGAUUUCUAGAAAUCACUUGAACUACUCGGCCCUGGAUCCACCCCUGGUCGACUAAGCGUUUUCUUCGGACCAUAUGUGGCUGCGACGACGAAUAGGUUGAAAAACGGAGUUCCAAUGUAGUUUGUGUAGACUGCAAGUAGUCUCUCUUUUCCCCGAAAAUCCGCGGAAAAAAUGCAACGCAGAAAACUGAGCGAACGAGCGUCUUGCAGCCGCUUGCCGCUCAUUCGCUCAGUAUGUUUUAGCGUAGUGUUCUUCUCUGAAAAGAGAGACUAUUCCUAGUCUAUAUUUUGUGUGCAAUGCGACAAUAGACAAAAUUUUAGAACAAUACUUGAGCUUAUAUAUAAGCUGGACGAAUGAUAGGUCAUGAAAGCCUGUGUCACAGCCGCCUUCCCCGAUUGGAUGAGGGGACGGUGCCGGGGAACGGUGGAACGAAAUUCCUUGACAGUUGACUUAGAAUAGAAGUGGUCGAGUUUUUCGUAACUGCAAGUAAGUGUAAAAAUACAGCUUCGUGUUUCUAAGUUAAAAGCACUCAACGUAGCCUCCAGUCCACUUGACCAACCUGACGAACAUAUCUCAACUAGAUUCCUGACUGUUCAAAUGAGUGCAGUGCAGUUGACCUUCCUGACCAAUGAACUCUGAUCCACUCCCAUAUUCUCCCCUUAUUUCUAUGUUUUAAUUUUUUUUAUAACUGAAAAACUUAGUAUCUCUGAGUACAAACCUUCAACAUGAUAGCGUUUUUCCCCUUUGCCUUUUCUUUUGCAAAUCUCUUCCACUUUCCCCGCUUCUCUGCGAAAGUCCCACUGAAGAACCCAGCGAGUCCCCGCUGUGAAGAACCGAACAGUAAUCGGACUCCGAGAGUUCUACCGAGUUCUCCCGGGUAUACUUCCGAAUGCCAAUCCAGUUCCGAUCACAGUAGCGAGCCUGCAGUUGUCAAAGUAUCGAUCAGUGGGUAUUCCUAUGAGUCUAUCCAAGAUGGCGGCUUACCCAGAUGUUGUUGCGCCUUACAAAGACUGUGCUGCAACAGUCAUGGCUGUCGACUGCACGGGCCAGUUUACUGUCUUAGGAUCUUAAACCAAAAGACAGAGAUCUGGACAUGGAGAGAUGGUAAUGGUUUACAGCAACAUGUUCUCAGAGGGCACACAAGAUCCAUUAGUGAUCUUAACUGGUCCUGGUUUGACCCUCAGCUUCUCUCUACCUGCUCAAUGGAUCAGUUUAUUUACAUCUGGGACUUGAGGGAUAGGAAAAAACCAGCAAGCUCACUGCAAACCAUUGUUGGAGCUUCCCAAGUCAAAUGGAACAGAGUGAACCGUCAUGUUCUUGCCACCAGCCAUGAUGGUGAUGUUAGAAUUUGGGAUCUUCGGAAAGGUAACACACCUGUAGUGUACAUCACAGCUCAUCUAUCUAAGAUUCAUGGACUGGACUGGUCCCGUUCCAGUGGUACAACAUUAGCAACCUGCAGUAACGACUCUACAGUGCAGGUAAAUCUAGAGAAAAGAGUACACUGGCUGUUACAGAUACGUUGUGGAUGUAGUAACCUGUUCAAGCUGGCUGUUUGGAAUUUGCUUUGUUUUUUGUUAAUCAGUCAUUCUAAUGCUGCUUUUGAUUUUAGUGAUCUUAACUGGUCCUGGUUUGACCCUCAGCUUCUCUCUACCUGCUCAAUGGAUCAGUUUAUUUACAUCUGGGACUUGAGGGAUAGGAAAAAACCAGCAAGCUCACUGCAAACCAUUGUUGGAGCUUCCCAAGUCAAAUGGAACAGAGUGAACCGUCAUGUUCUUGCCACCAGCCAUGAUGGUGAUGUUAGAAUUUGGGAUCUUCGGAAAGGUAACACACCUGUAGUGUACAUCACAGCUCAUCUAUCUAAGAUUCAUGGACUGGACUGGUCCCGUUCCAGUGGUACAACAUUAGCAACCUGCAGUAACGACUCUACAGUGCAGUUGUGGAAUACAGAAAAUCCUCGCCAACCAGAAAAUAAGUUGAAUGCAAAUUCUCCUGUAUGGAGGGCAAGAUUUACGCCAUUUGGCGAGGGUCUUGUGACAGUCACGGUGCCUCAACUGCUUCGAGGUGAACACAGUUUGUCGCUAUGGAACAUCCCAGAUAUCAACUCGCCCAAGCCCACUCCAGUGAACACAUUUGUUGGGCACAGUCAUGUUGUGUUAGAAUUCCAGUGGAGAUCACAAGUGCUGGAUGAUGAGGAGCAGUUUCAACUUGUCACGUGGGCUAAAGAUUCCACACUCCGACUGUGGGCAAUGGAACCAAGAAUGCUCAUGGCUUGCAGCGGAGAUGUUCCAGAGAAUUUUCCAUCUCAGACCACAAGCGAGACGGGCCUGGCCAUACGGGACGAUUUGAUAGAGACGGCUAUUUCAGAGUCCGUUAUAAUUGGUUCGGCUGAAGUGAUUCCUGAUAUGGCUGUUCAACCGCAUACCUUACAACAGGAGUUUGCGCUGAUCAAUGUUAACAUCCCUAAUGUGAUCGUUGAACAGAUGGACGCAGGUCAUAGAAGCUGUACAGUGAAUGUUACCAAUGGCCCUAAUGUUGUAUCGUUAGUAAUAAACUUCCCCAAACACUAUCCUAACAACGCCAUACCAUCAUUUGAAUUUACACCUGACACCUCCAUUGACCUGAACACCAAGACCAAACUUAUGAAGACUUUACGUGAAACAGCUCAGACACAUGUGAAGUUGAACCAGACUUGCCUUGAGCCGUGCCUUCGUCAACUGGUCAGCCAUCUUGAGGAAUUAACGCUUCAAGAAGACUUACCUAUGGACCAAUACACCUCCACUGUUCCCCAGCUUCACGGCCGGCUCGACCCAGUCUCCUAUGGUAGUUACUCAGACGCAGCUAUUCCCUUUCCUCGCACAUCUGGCGCCAAAUUCUGUGCCUGUGGAUUACUGGUGUGCUUUAAUUUACCUGGAAGAUAUAGCGGCCGUGUGGGGUCUGGUGGAGAACCUACUCCAAGGUCUCUCUCGGCCUUCUCGGCGUACAGUUCUCGCCCCAGUAGUGGCCCGGCCCUUCCGCCCCUCAUUAACAGCUCGCUUCACAAAUCUCAUCACAGUCAUACAUUUAGUUCAUUUGGUCAGCAGUCUACCUCAAGGACCAUGCUUUACAGGACGUUUAGUCAGCAAGAGGAUCUGCAAGAGGGACAAAAGUAUAGUGGGGUUACCUCACGGAACAGCGAUGUUGGCCUCGUUGUGAUUCGUGACGUCAGCGUCAUGAUGCCCAUUCAUCAGUCACUGGGACAAGCUUACACGCUUGAAGGAAAUGAUAUCAGUGAAAUUUGUAAAAAGAACUUAUCAGCUGCCAUGACUACCGGCCGCAAAGACCUGGUGCAGACUUGGUCCUUAUUGAGCUUAGUCCUCGACAAGAAACUCGCGCCCUCCGACUCGAUGGAUGAGUCUCCCUGGGCACUACAUCCGUUUGGUCGGAAGAUGGUCAGUUCACUAAUGGACUAUUACCUAAGCAUCCGGGAUAUUCAGAUGCUAGGAAUGCUGUCAUGUGUGCUGGCUCAUCCCUCUCUUCCAGACUCCUUCAAACCGCCUAGAACCCACUCCAAGCCAGAAAUCAUCACCUCAAGCAAGUCUUUUACGUAUGGCUCUUCUCCACACAGUUCAGACGUCUCUCACCAGUCUAUAAAGCGUCCAAAGUCCCUGGGAAGUGUCACAGAGCACAUGAGUGAUCUGUGUCCAGUAGAGGAACAAUGGAGCGAGAUCACAUUGCCUCUGAGCGGCGGAUGGUCUCCGCCGGUGUUCAUCCGCACAAAGGAUCCGCGCGAAGAACAACGGAAGCAAUACGAGAAAGACUGUAGAUUUGUUGAUAUUUCAAAACUCCCAUUACAUGAUCACUACAUGAAGCAGUAUGCCGAUGUUCUGUACCGCUGGAAUCUGCUGGGCAAAAGAGCUGAAGUGAUUAAAUUCUUAAGUGAGCCUCAACAACCGCAUAAUGGAGUGGGUAAGUGAGAAACUCCUAGCAAAAAGGGCCUGAUUUUGUAGAGUGCAUUGCAAAAGAUUUUAGUCAUGUGAGGUAUGCUUUUGUUUAAGGUCAUUCA
Molecule: messenger RNA, 4210 nt
Organism: Orbicella faveolata
Lineage: Eukaryota; Metazoa; Cnidaria; Anthozoa; Scleractinia; Merulinidae
Product: GATOR2 complex protein WDR59-like
Biological process (GO): positive regulation of TORC1 signaling; cellular response to amino acid starvation
Cellular component (GO): vacuolar membrane; Seh1-associated complex
Molecular function (GO): protein binding; signaling adaptor activity
Source: RefSeq, a predicted model, not a curated record